ACAUCCUUGGACGAAAAAAUUAAAAAAAAAAAAACAGCCGGAAAAUAAAAAUCGCCGUCAACAUACAACAACAACAAGAGACUUCUCCGAUUACUUUUAAUCGUUUAGUAGAUUCGAUUUGCACGUCUCCUACCUUUUCAUUGAACUGCUAGGACAAAACAAUGGAAGCUCGUCCGGUUCAGAGAUCAGGUUCUAGGGAGAUUAGUAACCUAACUCGCACUUCUCCAAUCCCAUCUUCUUCAGAGAACAACAACAACAACACUCAGUUCAUGUCUAAGCCGUUAGGAGGACAAAACUACCAUUUGCUGGCCUCAAGUAACGGUGGAGCUGUUGGACAUAUAUGCUCUUCCUCAUCCUCUGGUUUCUCUACCAAUCUCCAUUACUCAUCUAUGGAGAAGCACUACGCAGGUAGCAGCAGUAAUGCCGCUGCUGCUGCUGCUGCGUCGAGGGACGAUAGUUCUUGGUGCAGUGAUUCACUGCAUGGAGGGUUUCUUGAUUUCCCUGAAAACCACCACCACGCCAGCCAGAUUGAGGACGGUGGUGGCAUUGGCGCGGCGUUUGAUGAUGUUCAGAAACGUAAUGAUUGGCAUGAGUGGGCUGACCAUUUGAUCACCGAUGAAGAUCCUUUGCUAUCAACUAACUGGAACGAUAUUUUGCUUGAGACUAGUUCCAACUCAGACUCAAAGGAUCAGAAAACUCUGCAAGAUCAACCGCAACAACCGCAGAUUGUUCAGCAGCAGCAACCUUCUCCUUCUGUGUCUGUGGAGUUGCGGCCUGUCAGCACAACAUCUUCAAACAGUAAUAACGGAAAUGGGAAGGCACGUAUGCGUUGGACGCCAGAGCUGCACGAGGCUUUUGUUGAAGCUGUUAACAGUCUUGGUGGCAGUGAAAGAGCUACUCCUAAAGGUGUGCUUAAGAAAAUGAAAGUUGAAGGCUUGACUAUAUAUCAUGUCAAAAGCCAUCUGCAGAAAUAUAGGACGGCUAGAUAUAGGCCAGAACCAUCAGAAACUGGUUCUUCAGAGAAGAAGUUGACACCACUUGAACACAUAACAUCUCUUGACUUGAAAGGAGGGAUGGGUAUCACCGAGGCUCUGCGACUUCAGAUGGAAGUACAGAAGCAACUCCAUGAACAGCUCGAGAUUCAAAGAAACCUGCAACUCCGAAUAGAAGAACAAGGCAAGUACCUGCAAAUGAUGUUCGAGAAACAAAACUCUGGUCUCGGCAAAGGCACAGCCUCAACAUCAGAUUCACCAUCCAAAUCCGAACAAGAAGACAAGAAAAUCGCUGAUUCAAAGGACCUCACAGCAGAGGGAACCGGGAAAUGCAAAGAGCCAGAAUCUCCACAGCCAAAGCGCCCCAAAACCGAUAACUGAGAGUUUAACAGAGUGGGAGACUUGAAGACUUCUCUCUCUGCUCUCUCAACAAACAACAGAUCCUCAAAGAAGAAACCAAAAACAAAUAAGAGUUCGUUUGGGAGAAUCUUCAUCAUCAUUCGAAUGUAAUCUAAAUGCUCAACUCAUCAUUAGUUUACAGAUACAUAUUCUGUCUCAAUAUUUUCAGAAUAUUAGACUUAUAACUGGCUUACAAUGACACUUGACCACAACCUAUUCAGUUUCUUUUCAACUAUGUGUUACAGAAUGUAUAUAAACUUCACAUCAAAUCAGAUACUCACACAUACAUCUUUA
Messenger RNA from Brassica oleracea var. oleracea, 1685 nucleotides. RefSeq names its product protein PHR1-LIKE 1. The record is from RefSeq and is a predicted model, not a curated record. The transcript has 8 exons. Gene Ontology annotation, molecular function: DNA binding; DNA-binding transcription factor activity. The coding region runs from base 162 to 1373 and encodes 403 amino acids. NCBI's taxonomy places the organism in Eukaryota, Viridiplantae, Streptophyta, Magnoliopsida, Brassicales, Brassicaceae.